GUUGGAAACACUGCUUCCUCUUCUCUGGUUUACUUUUCAAAGAAGCUCAAGUAAAUUCCGUUGUCCACGAAAACGCGAAAAGGAUCUAGUUUCUGAGCGAGGCGGCGAGGAAACAUGAUGUGAGCAAAUAAACGGCCUGCGAAGAAGAAGAAGCGGAGGGCGUGGCGAAGGAUGCCGGAUCCCGGAUCGAGGGAUCGCGUCUCCAAGUAUUCGGUGAACGGAUCCGCCUGUCCUUCGACGAUUCCGCUGGUUCCUGGUUCGAAGACACCCACCGGCUCGCUCGUCCCCUCCGCCAUGUAUAUAAGUCAAAACCAGAUCGGAAGCAAGGUGCACAGGCCGAACAGUCCUUCGUCGAGAAAGGAGGUUCGCGGGAAUACACUGACCGAUCUCACGAUGCAGACUCUGAUUCCAUUGAUCUUGGCUCUUAGCCUAGCCUCAGGCACGCAGCUGAACCUGAUCCCAUACGCGUACCUGUCGAACCCGCUUCCGGUGUUCCACCAGUUCCAGAACACGAGGACAGGAGAGCACGCGUACAGCUACGCUGGCGGACCAUCUGCCAAGGAGGAAAUCAAAGAUGCCGACGGGGUCCUCCGUGGCUCGUACAGCUACGUAGACGCCAACGGAAUUCUCCAGUCAGCUUUUUACGUCGCUGACGAGAACGGUUUCCGGGUAGCUGCAACGAAUAUUCCUUCAGAUGACAACGUCGAAGCAGCAUCCCACAUCAUCCUUGCUAGAAACGCGGAAGGUUCGACAUCCAGUCGCAAAAGGCGUAGCAUAGAGUCCAUCUCUAACCCCAACGACAAUAAGCAAAGACAAGAAGACUCACAGAAUCUCCAAAAGGAUGACACGCAGGCUGCGUUGAAGGGUAUAUCGCAACCUCUGCUGCUGACCAACGGCAUCCCUCUGGCGACCUCGCAUCAGAGUCAAGUUCAAGUGCACAGCAGUGCGCGGCUGGAUGUGACGGAAGGCGAGGCCAAGGCGAAACCGGUCGACCUGCAACCGAUCCUGCCAGUACAGACCAUAUUGGGAGGCUUACCAGUGCUAGCAAGAGCGCCUACCUACCACGAGAACCGCAUAGAAUUGCACAAGGAGCUGGGUAUCGAGGGUCCCAAGCCCAAAGACGCGGUUAAGAUAGACGCUGAACCGUUGACAAUCCUUCGUUCUUCACCAUUGGUUGUCCCACUUCCUCAAUACCCUAUCCUGUAUUCCUCUCCACCUGCUCGAAUAGUCGAAUCUUCGGAGACCAGCGACAAAGCUGAAGGUAUCGCUGAUAUUUCCAGCAUCGUUCUUAAGGACAGUAUACCUUUAGCCUUGGAGAAAAAGGAUAUUCCAAUUUUAACGACUGGAAUCGUGAAAGAGGCAGUUCCUCUGGUACCAAUCGUGAAGGAUGCAGCUAAUUUGGCUACAGCCACGACAACCACGACCAUCACCAGCCAUGGAGUCAGUCAGAUUCAUGGGAACUCGAAGGUGAACGUUGAACCAACGCUGUUAGUUAAGACUGCACCGAUUGCUCAACUACAUCCGAUCGUCAAUGUCCCGGUCUAUCUUCAUUAGGCUGAUGGGUUUGGCUAAGUCGUCGGUUGAGGAUUUUGGAAGAUUUUGGAUGCGACAUUUUGGGAAACGUAUUGAUCUGUGAGACAAGUAGAAGCUUGGAGAUAUCUGCGACCUCUGAUCCAGGUAGAAACGCUUUUGUUAGAAGCGUGUUCUUCGGGAUGAUCGGUCGCUAGCGAGCAGUCAGCGAGAGUGUCGAUCGGAGAUGGGUCGAUAGCUCGUUCUACUGGCGCACGCCGUUUUUUUUAUAUUUCGUCACUUCAUUCUCUGCAUCGGGAAUCGCUUUAACGAUCGAUCUUUCGUUAAAUUAUUGCUCAU
Messenger RNA from Eufriesea mexicana, 1869 nucleotides. RefSeq lists its product as uncharacterized. Lineage: Eukaryota; Metazoa; Arthropoda; Insecta; Hymenoptera; Apidae. Gene Ontology annotation, molecular function: structural constituent of chitin-based larval cuticle. The record is from RefSeq and is a predicted model, not a curated record. Gene Ontology annotation, cellular component: chitin-based extracellular matrix.